Theobroma cacao (cacao) is the source of this 1064-nucleotide messenger RNA. NCBI's taxonomy places the organism in Eukaryota, Viridiplantae, Streptophyta, Magnoliopsida, Malvales, Malvaceae. The record is from RefSeq and is a predicted model, not a curated record.
GAAUCGUAGGGCUCAGAGUAGGAGCCCUGUUUCAACUCCUAUUACUCCUUUAAACCUCGAUGAGGAAGGAACUUCAAAACAAGGGAGUGGAAACAGUCAAUGGAACAAAGAAUCAAUGUGAAUGAGGAGAAGAAAUCAGAAGUAAACGAACCAACCCAACAGGCCCCUGGUGUUUCUUGCUCCAACCCAGCUCCUCAGUGUAUGGAUAAACUUAGAGAAGAGCUUUCUUGUACAAUUUUUUUGGAGAUCUGUUUUGAACCAAGUACCACUCUUUCGGGACACAGUUUCUGUAAGAAAUGUUUGAGAUUAGCCGCAGAUAAAUGUGGGAAGAAAUGCCCAAAGUGUAGGCAGCUAAUAAGCAAUGGAAGAUCUUGCAAUGUGGACACGGUUCUUUGGAAUACAAUACAGCUUUUGUUUCCCCAAGAGGUUGAAGCAAGGAAGGCUGCUGGAGCCUUAAAUGGCAGGAAAGUUAGCGUCAAAGUCCAAAGAGUGGAACUCGUAGUACCAGAAGAACUCCAAGUACUAGACCUCCAAUGGUCUCUACCAGUACUAGAGAUGCAAGUAUGAGGAAAAGAGGAGUGAUGAGCCAAGAUUAUGAUGCUGCAUUGGCUUUAAGGCUGCAAAGAGAGGAUCUUUCACUGUUAGUAAGCACGGAUGCAAGCAUCCGGAAGAAGAGAAACGCCAAGCCAAGAUGAGGAUGCUGCAUUAGCUUUAAGGUUGCAAAGAGAAGCAUUCAUGGAGUCUUUUAGAGGGGCUCAUCAGCAAUCAAGAACCCCUCUUUCCUUAGCUAGAGCAAAUUUGAGAGCAAUGGCAUCUGGAGCCAUUAACAUUCGCACCAGAGCCCGGCCAGUAUAUCCUUUCAAAGCUUCUUGAUUUUUGUUCUUAACCAAUGCCACCAACACAAAUAAUCAUGUCAAUUGUUACAAGUUACAACACAAAAGGUUGUAACCUUUGUAGUCCACUAGUUCUGAGUUCUUUGUAAACAACCUAUGUAUGUUCCCUGCAACUCGUUUUCUGGUUAAUUGGGUCUCCCCUUUUUGGCUACAGUACCUACUGUUUCAUAA